UAACCACUUUGGUGAUUAUAAUUCUUCAUAAUUCAUACAAGGAAUUAAAGAAAAUUGUGCUGAAUGAGAAAAUCUGCUUCAUAUUACACAUUAGCAGAAGUACGUCAACACUGCGAGGCACAUGACUGCUGGAUAAUUAUUUACGAUAAGAUCUACGACGUGACCCAUUUUUUAUCUCAGCAUCCAGGAGGAGAAUAUAUUCUCUUAGAAAAUGCUGGAAGGGAUGCGACUUUAUCUUUUCUCGGUGCAUAUCACAGUAAUCAGAUACUUGUAGAAGCUGAAAAGUACUGCAUUGGAUAUUUAGUACAGCACGAAAGAUUGAAUUUCUUACAAUCCGGAUAUGAUACCAUUCAAUCUACUUCAUGACCAUAGAAGAAUUUAUAAAAAAAAAAGAAAACUAUCUUAUAAAUUACUUUAUUUUUAUAUUGUUUUAUGAGAAAAUUUUCUUUUUGUUUACUAAUUCUCUUAAAAUGAUUUAUUAAAUGUAAUAAUAUAUUUUAAAAAUUAAUAUAUUAUAGUUUUUUUCUAACAUUUUUAGAUAAGACUUCAGAACUGGUUAAUUAAGUACAGUUUAUUUAAGAAAUUUAAGAUGUAUUUAAAUUAAGGACUUUCCAAAAAUGAAAACAUCAUCUUUUAGUCAGUCACGGCUUUAUUGAAUUAGACGUCAUUCGCGUAAUGGGUGAUCAUAAUUAAAGUAUCCCUAUUCAACCCU
Messenger RNA from Centruroides sculpturatus (bark scorpion), 712 nucleotides. Its product is annotated as cytochrome b5-like. Gene Ontology annotation, molecular function: heme binding. Gene Ontology annotation, cellular component: membrane; intracellular membrane-bounded organelle. The transcript is spliced from 4 exons. The record is from RefSeq and is a predicted model, not a curated record. NCBI's taxonomy places the organism in Eukaryota, Metazoa, Arthropoda, Arachnida, Scorpiones, Buthidae. The coding region runs from base 64 to 366 and encodes 100 amino acids.